Molecule: messenger RNA, 5339 nt
Organism: Branchiostoma floridae (Florida lancelet)
Lineage: Eukaryota; Metazoa; Chordata; Leptocardii; Amphioxiformes; Branchiostomatidae
Product: zinc finger protein 208-like
Exons: 3
Coding region: 164-4384 (1406 amino acids)
Biological process (GO): regulation of transcription by RNA polymerase II
Cellular component (GO): nucleus
Molecular function (GO): RNA polymerase II transcription regulatory region sequence-specific DNA binding; DNA-binding transcription factor activity, RNA polymerase II-specific
Source: RefSeq, a predicted model, not a curated record
AACUUUGACCCCACAGUCUCGUACCCAGAUCCGCCAUUUUCGCCAUUUUGAUUUUUGUUCAGGACAACUUCGGGAAGUUUCUUUGCUACUGGCCGCCGGAUCUUCUGUACCUACCGAUUUCUGUAAGGCUUGAGACCUCUAGGAGCAAAUUAUCAAUAUAGCCAUGGAGAGUACUGAUGAUGGCAGUGCUCAUGGAGAGACUCCACAAUACCAGUGCUCACACUGUGACUACCGAACAACCAGGAAAAUUAGCUUGGACAGGCACAAGAAAUCCCACUCGGGAAACAAAACCUUCAAGUGCGAACAUUGUGACUAUUCCACCAACAGUGAGCAGUACUUGGAGGUACACAUGAUGAAACAUGCAGGACCUGGGAAACGGUACGUUUGUGGUGAGUGUGGGUACUCCGCUGCAUCAAAGUCUCAGUUUACAACACACGGUAGGACUCACGCGGGAGGCAAAUCCUUCAAGUGUGACAAGUGUGAUUUUUCAGCAUCCCAAAAGGUCCAGUUAGACAGGCAUCAAAAGAGACACGGCAGCAAAGCAAGCAAGACAGUCCUCCAGUGUGACAGUUGUAAGUAUCAAACAAAAGUACGAGAUGACCUUCUUCGUCACGUAAGACUACGCCACCCAGAAAAGGGGGACAAGAACUGCAGUGUGGAGUGUGACGUAUGCGGGCAGACAAUUUCUCAGCAAAGCCUUGAAGCACAUAUGAAGACACACAACGAGAAACCUUCCGGAAGUAAUCCAAAUGGCUUGGAACAGAAAGACUAUUCGGGACAACAGAGAAAAAAAAGCAACAGCAUUUCAGAAGAACAGAGUGCUAGUAAGAGAUCCAAUACUGAUACAUCUGAGACCACCAGGAGGUCAUUGCGUAAGCGUGUCGGAACUGGUGGUCGUGUUACGGAGUUGCACCCCAAACACCGCUGUCAAGACUGCGGUUACAUCGCUUUAAACAAGUCAUGUCUGACCCGACACAUGAGGACUCACACAGGGGAGAGGCCGUUUAAGUGCUCCCUCUGCAACUACGCCACCACUCAGAGUUGUCACCUGGACAGACACAUGGACUGGCAUGCCGGGAAGGUGAAGAAGCCUUUUGCGUGCAGGACUUGCAAGUACAGGGCGUACAGUCGGUCGACUCUGGAGGAACACGAGAGAAUCCAUACGGGUGAAAAACCGUUUAAAUGUGAUCGGUGCAACUUUUCAACAGCUCACAAAAAGUGCCUCAGAACUCACAUGUCCAAACAUACAAAGGAAGAAGAGCUCAAAUGUGUCCAGUGUAGUUACAAAGCUCCCAGUGGAUAUGCGCUGUACAUGCAUGCCAUGAAGGAGAAAUCCUGUGUGUGCAGUCGCUGCGGGUAUAAAGCAUCUUCAAAAGGUGAUCUAACGCAGCACAUAGCUAUUUGCAAGGGAACUGAAAAGACGCGCAAAGACAGUGUAGAGAACUCAUGCAACAGCCCCUCAGUUAACACUGUGAGGUCUGAAGUGCAGCAAGUAGAGACAUCAAACAGUUUGAGUCAAACCAACGGCACAGAAUCACAGCAAACACAGGACAACAUAGGCCAGGACUCUAACAACAGAGAAAUAGAAGUCAGAAAGGAACCUAUGGCAGACAGUUAUGAAUAUGAAGACUCAUUAGGUUAUAAUGUAGCAGACAAAAAUGCUCUUAAGGAAAUUAACAAUAUAGAAAAAGAUGCCAUAAGCAGUCCAGGCAAUGACUGUACUAACAUUAAAAGCGCACAAGGAACACACAUUCCUUGCAAGAUGCAAACCAAACCUGUAUGUGGGGUUGACAGAGCUUUGAAUACUGUGAGAAAUGUAGCUACGGGUACUGCAGUGGAACACAUGCAAGUUGUAGAAGCUCCAGCCAAUAGCAUGAUUGAAGACACCAAAGAUGAAAGUCAAGAGUCCGUCAAGAAUGAACAGAAAGUCUGUAGUCUAAGGAAGGAUGUAGACCUUAUGCUGCCACUGGCAGAAGAUGAAACAACUGCAGAUUCGUUGGAAGCAAAUCAGUCAGAAGCUUCUCAAGGUUCAAGUUCAAGUGAGGCUGUGGGAGAAAAGGAGGAAAGGGAUGACACUAGAUCUCACCAAAGUCAACCAGUAGCAAGUACAGAUACAAUUGCAGGAAACAGACAACUUGCUGAAAGUGAGACCUUCAAAUACCAGUGUACCACCUGCGUCUACAAGACCAACCACGAGAAGGCCUGGGACCUGCACCUGCAGGUGCAUCCAUCAGGUGACACCUACAGCUGCAACGUGUGCGGCCUCAGCACGAGUAGCGACUCCGCCCUCCGCAAGCAUAAAAUCCAAGACCACUCCUCUUCCACCACGUUUUCCUGCAGCCACUGCAAGUACAAAACCAAGCAGAAGGUCCAGUUGGAAAGACACAUGCGCCACCAUAGCAAGGAGAAGCCGUUUAAGUGCGAUCAGUGCAAUUUUACCACCGCGUACGCACAGUCCUUCAAGCAGCACUUGGUAACGCACGGCGAUGAGAAACCGUUUGCGUGCCCGGAGUGCGACUUUACGGCCAAAUACAAGCCGCAGUUGGCCCGCCACAUGAUGUCACAUUCGGACAAGUUGGGGAAUAUCGAUCAUCUUCUCGGAGUGAAGGUGUUCUUGUGCGAGGAAUGUGGAUUCUGCGCCUUCAACAGCACGUCCUUUAAGAGGCAUGUUAGGUCCCACACCGGAGAGCGGCCGUUCAAAUGCGAGCUGUGCGACUUUGCAACUGCUCAGAAGAGCCACCUGAAACGACACAUGAGCUGGCAUAAAGGCACGCUGAAGAAGAAACACGCGUGUACCCUAUGUUCGUUUAGGUCGGAGAGUCGUACGUGCUUAGCCACGCACAUGAACACACACACUGGUGAAAAGCCCUUCAAGUGUCACCUGUGUGACUUUGCGUCUGGCCACAAACGAAGCUUAGAGCAGCACCUCGCUCGCCACAAAGGGAUCAAGCGUUUCACGUGCGACACAUGCGGGUUUCAGACAGCGGAAAGCUCCCAGAUGACCCUGCACAAGCGGAAACAUUUACCAAACAAACGGCUGCAGUGUGACCAGUGUAAAUACUCAACAGUCUGGCCAAGUAACUUCAAGACCCACAUGCACAAACACAAAGGUAUCCACUCCCACAGGUGUCACCUAUGCAACUUUAAAUCAACGGAUAAGAGCGAGGUAGCCAUCCAUCGUGAGACCGUUCACAAGGAGAAACCAUUCAAGUGCACUUUCUGUGACUACGCCACCAACUACAAGAAAAGCCUCACCCUCCACCUGAUGACUCACACAGGUGAGAAACCCUACGCGUGCGACAUGUGCGAGUACCGGUCCUUACUGAAGUGCAGUAUGGUCGAACACAAGAGGAGACACGUGGGCGAUAAACCCUUCGCCUGUGACCUCUGUCCCUACAAGUCUGUUAAAAAGAGUGCCUUGACCAGGCACAUGAAGAAACAUACGGGCGAGCGCCCCUACCAGUGCGACCAGUGUGGUUUCCGGGCUUCGCAAAAGGAGACCAUCAACCGCCACUUGGAGCGGCACGUUCGGGAGAAGCUGUUUCAGUGCUGCAAGUGUGGGCUGAAGACGGGAACGGCCAGCAAGCUGAAAAAGCACCAGGAGGUCUGUCCGCAGUACGUCCAGGUGCCAGUAGGGCGCGUGCCGCUGUUCGGCCCAGAUGACAUACUACAGCAGGCAAUGACCCAUGCCACUCCAGAGCUGGAGCCCAAUCAUGGAGGCAUGCAGAUCAGCACAGCACAAGCUGCGGAGAUACUGCAGACAGCAGUACUCAAUCUUAAUGCACAGACUGUUGAAGCAAGUACGCAGCCUAGAAAUACAGAAGGGGCAACAAAUGGCAUCCACAAUUCAAACGGGACAAUGAUUAGUGGAAUGUCAAAACCAAAUAUUGUUCCAACUAAUGACAAUCAAGAACAGCUCAGCACAAGUGUGGGCAGAACUGUGGAAGUGUCCAAUGAAAUUACAAGUUCAAGUUUGAUAACAACCAGUGAAAUGGAUGGCACAAGUGUGGCACCAACCAAUGGCAGUGCAGGAACAAGUGGGGGAAGAGUUGUGGAAGAGACCAAUGAAAUCACCAGUACAACUGUGGACACAGCUAAUGAAAUGGCUUGUACAGGUGUGGAACUGACCAAUGGCAGCGCAGGAACAAGUGAAGGACUGAUCACCACCAUCUCGAUCCCCAAUGCGAUACAGCUUACCGGACAAGACGGAGAAAUCAUCCUCAUCGAACCGGGCGUGUUUGAGAAUGGCGGGUUCCUUGGAACGAGCGGAAUGCAGAUUCGUGUAACUCCUGAACAGAUCCUGCAACUUCUAGAAAGGAGUGCCCUACAGGAUGGAGAAAGUGUUGAACAGUUAGAAACAGAGUCCACAGAAACUCAGCAAUGAAAUAAAGCAUAAAUCUUCAUUAUUCAGUUAAUCAGAAUUCUAUUCUAGACAUACAGCUGUGAAGAGACACUUUCCCAAAAACUUGCUACGCUCUUGAUAAAUAGUGGUGCUCAUUUGUAUAGUCACUAAAACGACUAUGACAUGUAUCUGGCACUUACUAUUUUUAGUAAGAAUCAAAGCUAGUUGAGUCUGUAAAGUUUUGUACAACAGAGCCAAAAUUCGAGAAAAAAUACUUGAUCAAAGAUAGAUAUUUAGAAAUACUGUUAACAAGAACAAGGAAGCCUCGUACCAAGAACAAGGAAGCCUUGUACAUGUAUUCAUAGAACUAUUCUUGUAAUUUCUGAAAUAUGAAGAGAUCAAUACUUCAAGUAGUAGAGCUUAAUUUAACUCAGGACAAUUUUGUACUAUUGAGUGACAGUUGCCAUCACAAAUGCAACAACAUGUGUGUAGCUCAAAUAUAAAAACCUACAAUGUUACUUGACUUUUGGCUUGUGUUAUUUUUUUUGUUGGUGUGUUUUAUGAAGUGACCCAAAUUUACAGAAGUCAGUUUCCUGCAACGAUGCCCCAGCGGGUAGUUAGAGGGUAACAGAGAGAAGAUAAUGCCAUUCCUUUAGAAAAAAAGUAUUCUUUUUUUCUGGAUUAAUUGUGUGGUGGGAAAACUGUGUUUUCCUUAGUUUUGCCUUAAUAAAAGUUCUAUCUUAUGGAUGAUAUGGUAGCACAUUAAUUGUACAUGUUAUAAUAUUGUAUGACAUGUAGAUGUAAACAUGUUGAAUUGAUGGAGAAUCUUGAGUUUGAAAUAUGCAAGCCUUUCAUUGAAGAUAUAAAAGAGACAAUGAUUUCGGUUGUAGGUCAGAAUUUAUGUAUAUGGAAUUGAUGGAUGAUAAACAUGUUGAAAAGUAGAAAGAUAUUUUAUCAGCAAACUUCAUUAAUACAGAAUACAAAGAUGUUCUGACAA